Messenger RNA from Tarenaya hassleriana, 4787 nucleotides. RefSeq names its product ARF guanine-nucleotide exchange factor GNOM. Gene Ontology annotation, molecular function: guanyl-nucleotide exchange factor activity. NCBI's taxonomy places the organism in Eukaryota, Viridiplantae, Streptophyta, Magnoliopsida, Brassicales, Cleomaceae. Gene Ontology annotation, biological process: regulation of ARF protein signal transduction. The record is from RefSeq and is a predicted model, not a curated record.
UCCGAGAGUCUCCGAUCGUGCUUCCCUCACUAGCCUUUCUGUUUCUCGGCGUCGACUCGACAGAUCUUUCAGUCCUUAGGAUCCGCCGACAAAAAAGGGUAUGCUCUGGCUGUGGUUAUCUCUCCUUCUAUUGGGCAGUUUCUGAGCACAAGGUAUCUCGGGCUCUGCCUCUAGAUUAGAGUAGACAGAUGGGUCGUCUAAAGUUGCAAUCUGGAAUCAAUGCUAUUGAGGAAGAGCCCGAGGACUUUGAUAGUUCUGAUUCAAGCAACACAGUUACGUUAGCCUGCAUGAUUGAUACAGAAAUUGCCGCAGUUUUGGCGGUUAUGAGGAGAAAUGUCAGAUGGGGAAGUCGAUAUAUGUCGGGUGAUGAUCAGCUAGAACACUCUCUGAUUCAGUCAUUGAAAUCUCUAAGAAAACAAAUAUUCUCGUGGCAGCAGCCAUGGCAUACAAUUAGUCCAGCAUUGUAUCUCCGUCCUUUUCUAGAUGUGAUACGUUCAGAUGAAACUGGAGCACCAAUAACCAGCAUUGCUUUGUCAGCAGUUUAUAAGAUUUUGACUCUUGAUGUAAUUGAUCAAAACACUGCAAAUAUCGAGGAUGCUAUGCACUUGGUAGUUGAUUCUGUGACAAGCUGCCGAUUUGAGGUGGCAGAUCCUGCAUCUGAAGAGGUUGUGCUGAUGAAGAUACUUCAGGUGCUUUUGGCAUGUAUGAAAAAUAAAGCAUCAGUUGUGCUCAGCAACCAGCAUGUCUGCACUGUAGUCAACACUUGUUUCCGUAUUGUUCACCAAGCAGGACAACGUGUAGCUCGCCACACCAUGCAUGAACUGGUUAGAUGUAUCUUCUCGCACCUCCCAGAUAUUGACAGAACAGAAAAUGCCCUUGUCAAUAGAGCUGGAAGCAUCAAGCAAGAGAAUGCUGGUGUAGACGGUGAUUAUGCCUUUGCGAGUAAGCCAACCAACAAUGGAAAUGCUAACUCUGAAUGUGCUACUGAAAAUACCUUGGCAACUUUUGAAUAUGGAGCUCCCGGCUUGAUGGAUGAUGGAAGAGUUGGGAAUGGAAGCAGAAAGGAUGCUUCACCAUAUGAUUCGCAUCUGAUGACAGAGCCAUAUGGUGUCCCGAGUAUGGUUGAAAUAUUUCACUUUUUAUGCUCGUUACUAAAUGUGGUCGAACAUGUUGGAAUGAGCCCCCAGUCAAACACCAUAGCAUUUGAUGAAGAUGUGCCUCUUUUUGCGUUGAGCUUAAUCAACUCAUCCAUCGAAUUGGGAGGUGUGUCCAUCCGCCAUCAUCCGAGAUUGUUAAGCCUGAUUCAGGAUGAGUUAUUUCGUAACUUGAUGCAGUUUGGCUUGUCAAUGAGCCCCCUUAUUCUUUCGAUGGUUUGCAGCAUCGUGCUCAAUCUGUAUCAUCAUCUACGCACUGAACUUAAACUGCAUCUGGAGGCAUUCUUUUCUUGUGUGAUUCUGAGGCUUGCACAGGGCAAAUAUGGGGCUUCCUAUCAGCAGCAAGAGGUUGCUAUGGAGGCUCUUGUUAACUUCUGUAGGCAGAAGACCUUUAUGGUGGAGAUGUACGCCAAUCUCGAUUGUGAUAUAACUUGCACCAAUGUUUUUGAAGAGCUGUCGAAUCUCCUUUCCAAGAGUGCAUUUCCUGUAAACGGUCCUUUGUCGGCAAUGCACAUUCUUGCUCUGGAUGGCCUGAUUGCUGUCAUUCAGGGAAUGGCUGAGAGGAUAGGUAAUGGAUUGGCUGGUCUGGAUCUAAGUCCGGUCCACCUCGAUGAAUACACACCUUUCUGGAUGGUUAAGUGUGACAAUUACGGUGAUCCAAAUCAUUGGGUUUCAUUUGUCCGCAGGAGAAAGUAUAUCAAGAGAAGGUUAAUGAUUGGGGCAGAUCAUUUUAACCGGGAUCCAAAGAAAGGGUUGGAGUUUCUACAAGGGACGUAUCUUUUACCUGACAAACUUGACCCACAAAGCGUAGCUUGUUUUUUCAGAUAUACCGCUGGACUGGACAAGAACCUUGUUGGGGAUUUUCUGGGAAAUCAUGAUGAAUUCUGUGUUCAAGUUCUCCAUGAAUUUGCUGGAACUUUCAAUUUCCAGGACAUGAAUCUUGAUACUGCACUCCGACUCUUCUUGGAAACUUUCAGGUUGCCUGGAGAAUCGCAGAAAAUACAGAGAGUGCUUGAGGCAUUCUCUGAAAGGUACUAUGAGCUAUCGCCACAGAUUUUUGCUAACAAGGAUGCUGCUCUUUUACUCUCGUACUCUCUUAUUAUGCUGAACACUGAUCAGCACAAUGUUCAAGUGAAAAAGAAGAUGACAGAAGAGGAUUUCAUUCGUAAUAAUAGGCAUAUCAAUGGAGGAAGUGACCUACCCCGAGAAUAUCUGUCUGAACUCUAUCACGCAAUCUGCAACAACGAGAUUCGAACUACUCCAGAACAAGGUGCUGGUUAUCCUGAAAUGACUCCCAGUCGCUGGAUUGAUUUGAUGCAUAAAUCGAAGAAAACCGCUCCAUAUAUUGUGGCUGACUCAAGGGCCUAUCUUGACCAUGAUAUGUUUGGUAUUAUGUCUGGCCCAACCAUCGCUGCCAUAUCUGUCGUAUUUGACCACACAGAACAUGAAGAUGUUUACCAGACAUGCAUCGCCGGAUUCUUGGCUGUUGCGAAAAUAUCUGCUUGCCAUAAUCUUGAAGAUGUUCUCGAUGACCUGGUUGUGUCUCUCUGCAAGUUCACAACUCUGUUGAAUCCGUCAUCUGUUGACGAACCAGUUCUUGCAUUUGGUGAUGACACAAAGGCAAGGAUGGCAACUGUUGCCGUUUUUACAAUUGCAAACAAGUACGGGGAUUAUAUCCGUACGGGUUGGAGAAACAUUUUGGACUGCAUCUUACGGUUACAUAAACUCGGCCUUCUACCAGCUCGUGUAGCCAGCGAUGCAGCUGAUGAAUCUGAGCUAUCAUCUGAUCCAGGACAAGGGAAACCCAUCACAAAUUCUCUAUCUUCCGUUCAUUUACCAUCAGUGGGAACUCCUAGGAGAUCUUCCGGUUUGAUGGGGAGAUUCAGUCAGCUCCUUUCGCUUGACACAGAGGAGCCAAGAUCACAACCUACCGAACAACAGCUUGCUGCUCAUCAACGCACCCUUCAAACAAUCCAGAAAUGCCACAUUGACAGCAUAUUCACGGAAAGCAAGUUUCUGAAAGCGGAAUCUUUGCUGCAGCUUGCACGUGCUCUCAUCUGGGCGGCAGGGCGGCCUCAAAGAGGAAACAGUUCUCCAGAGGACGAGGAUACUGCAGUUUUCUGCCUAGAACUGCUUAUUGCAAUCACUCUUAACAACAGAGACAGGAUCGUUCUCCUAUGGCAGGGUGUUUAUGAACACAUAGCUAAUAUUGUUCAGUCAACUGUAAUGCCCUGUGCGUUAGUAGAGAAAGCCAUUUUUGGUCUCCUUCGGAUUUGCCAGAGAUUGCUGCCUUAUAAGGAAAGUCUGGCCGACGAACUUUUGAGGUCACUUCAGCUCAUGUUGAAACUCGAUGCUCGUGUUGCCGAUGCAUACUGCGAACAAAUCGCCCUUGAAGUCAGCCGUCUUGUGAAAGCUAACGCGAGCCACAUCAGGUCCCAGGCAGGGUGGAGAACAAUCACAUCCCUUCUGUCUAUCACAGCUCGGCAUCCGGAAGCUUCCGAAGCAGGAUUCGAUGCCAUAUCAUUCAUCAUGUCUGAUGGAUCUCACUUGUUACUGGCCAACUAUAUACUCUGUAUUGAUGCUGCAAGACAGUUUGCCGAGUCUCGAGUUGGACAAUCCGAGCGGUCAAUCUGUGCCCUCGAUCUGAUGGGAGGUUCCGUGGAGUGUUUGGCCAAGUGGGCCCGCACAGCUAGGGAGAGCAUGGAGGGAAAUGAAUCCGGCAGAAUGUUCCAAGAUAUCGGGGAGAUGUGGUUAAGGCUUGCUCAGGGAUUAAGGAAAGUGUGUUUAGACCAAAGAGAAGAUGUCAGAAGCCAUGCAUUACUGUCGUUACAGAAAUGCUUGGUUGGAGUCGACGGGAUCCAACUUGCUAACAACGGCAUGUGGGCUCAGUGCUUCGACAAAGUAAUAUUCACGGUCCUCGACGACUUGCUUGAAAUCGCUCAGGGAUCGCCAAAAGACUACUGGAACAUGGAAGGGACGAUGCAUCUGGCAAUCAAACUUCUAUCCAAAGUGUUUCUACAGCUACUCCGAGACCUGGCCCAGUUAACGACGUUCUGCAAGAUCUGGCUUGGCGUUCUGACCAGAAUGGAGAAAUACAUGAAGGUGAAAGUGAGAGGGAAGAAAAGCGAGAAGCUUCAAGAAGCGGUACCCGAUCUCCUCAAGAACAUAUUACAGGUGAUGAAGGCGAAAGGAGUGCUCGUGCAAAGGAAUGCUCUCGGUGGAGACAGCUUGUGGGAGCUAACAUGGCUUCAUGUCAACAACAUUUCCCCGUCUCUCCGAUCCGAGUUGUGCCCUGACCACGACCCUGCCCAACUUACGCAACCUGGAGGCGGCUCGGCUGUUGAUGAUGCUGUCGCAAACCCUCCAAAUGGGUUAGCUGGUUCAGAAGGAGCCGCUGCUGCCACGGGUUAACACGUUGGGUUAAACCAUUUCAUGUGUACAUCCAUAUGACAGUGAAGCUGCUGGUUCCUAUAGUUCAUCUACGUUUGUGGUGUGUCUCGACCACUGGUAAGGAGUCUCUAGAGCCAAUACGGGAAAAGGAAGAGUCAGAUAAAUGUUCCUUAACGUGGUACCCAGCAGCUGAUGAUGAUGGUGAUGAUGAUGUUUGUUGUAUCCAUUUUCUGAGUUUUUUUA